AUGGAGGAGAACAAGGAACAGUCCAAGAGCGCCUUGAAGAAGGCCGAGAAGGCCGCCCAGAUGGCUGCUAAGAAGGCUGAGAAGGCGGCCAAGCAAGCCACCCUCCCCGUCGUCGGCGGCAAGAAGGCGGACGACAUCAUCGGCAUCACGGUCAAGAAGAACGAGAACUUCUCGCAAUGGUACCAGGAGGUCGUCCUCAAGGCCGAGCUGAUUGAGUACUACACCGAGAUCUCGGGCUUCUUCAUCAUGCGCCCCGCCACCAUGUACAUCUGGAACGUUAUCCGCAAGUGGUUCCAGGAGCACAUCGACGAGCUCGGCGUUGAGGAGACCAAUUUCCCCAUGUUCUUGUCGCAGAAGUCGCUCGAGAAGGAGAAGGAGCACGUUGAGGGUUUCGCCCCCGAGCUCGCUUGGGUUACCAAGGCUGGUGACAAGGACCUCGAGGUUCCCGUGGCUGUCCGCCCUACCUCCGAGGCUGUCAUGUACCCCUACUACGCCAAGUGGAUUCGCAGCCAUCGCGACCUUCCCUUCCGUCUGAACCAGUGGAACUCGGUCGUCCGUUGGGAGGCCAAGCAGACCACUCCUUUCCUCCGUGCCCGGGAGUUCAUGUGGCAGGAGGGUCACACCGCCCACCUUACCGAGCAGGCCGCCGGCGAGGAGCAGCUCCUCGCCGUCCCCGUCGUCCGUGGUCGCAAGACCGAGGCCGAGAAGUUCGCCGGUGGUUACUACACCACCACCGUCGAGGGCUACAUUCCUUCCAACGGCCGUGGUAUCCAGGGUGCCACCUCUCACUGCCUGGGCCAGAACUUCUCCAAGAUGUUCGACAUCACCGUCGAGGAUCCCGCCGAGAAGGGCAAGCACAUCCACGUCUGGCAGAACUCGUGGGGUCUGUCCACCCGUGUCAUCGGUGUCAUGGUCAUGAUCCACGGUGACGACAAGGGUCUCGUCCUCCCUCCUCGUAUCGCCAAGAUCCAGUCCAUCCUCAUCCCCGUCGGCCUCACCGCCAAGAUGUCGGCCGAGGAGAAGGACGCGCACAUGAAGAAGGUUGACGAGCUCCUCGCCACCCUCAAGAAGGCCGGCGUCCGCACCGACGUCGACACUCGUGAGGGCUACACUCCCGCCUGGAAGUUCAACGACUGGGAGCUCAAGGGUGUUCCCCUCCGCAUCGAGUUCGGUCCCAAGGACGCCGCCAAGGACGUCAUCUCGUACGCCCGCCGCGACACCGGCGAGAAGGGCACCAUCCCCAUCGCCGAGCUCACCACCAAGGUCCCCGAGCUCCUCGAGACCAUCCAGCAGGACAUGUACAACAAGGCCGAGGCUUCGUUCCGCGAGCACCGCCUCAAGAUCGAGAAGUGGGAGGACGUCGUCCCCGCUCUCGACGCCAAGAACGUCGUUCUCAUCCCUCACUGCCUUGUCCCCGACUGCGAGGACAAGAUCAAGGAGCUCACCACUGGCCGCUCUGACGAGGCUGCUGAGGGCCCCGAGUCCCAGAAGGCUCCCUCUAUGGGCAUGAAGUCCCUCUGCAUUCCCUUUGAGCAGCCCAAGGGUCUGGUCAAGGGCGAGACCAAGUGCUUGAACCCUGAGUGCUCCCGUCUUGCUGAGCAGUGGUGCAUGUUCGGCCGCUCUUACUAA
This is a messenger RNA of Sordaria macrospora k-hell, 1629 nucleotides long. RefSeq lists its product as uncharacterized. NCBI's taxonomy places the organism in Eukaryota, Fungi, Ascomycota, Sordariomycetes, Sordariales, Sordariaceae. Gene Ontology annotation, cellular component: cytoplasm; aminoacyl-tRNA synthetase multienzyme complex. Gene Ontology annotation, biological process: prolyl-tRNA aminoacylation. The record is from RefSeq and is a predicted model, not a curated record. Gene Ontology annotation, molecular function: proline-tRNA ligase activity; ATP binding.